Molecule: messenger RNA, 2179 nt
Organism: Bufo gargarizans (Asiatic toad)
Lineage: Eukaryota; Metazoa; Chordata; Amphibia; Anura; Bufonidae
Exons: 11
Coding region: 42-1574 (510 amino acids)
Source: RefSeq, a predicted model, not a curated record
GAGUCUUUCCAAACUCUGCUCUUCUCCAGAUUCUUUGGCCGAUGAAGAUUGGGGAGAACCUGAGACCAAAGAAAAGAAAAAAUGAGCAGAAGAUGAAAUGCACACGACCUGCGGAACCAAAUGAGAAAGCUCCGGGAGUGGAAAAAGAGAAAAGGAGUAACGACGCUGAGAAGACAAUGGAGGAGACGACCGAGGAGACGACCGAGGACGUAGAUGAAAUACCGCCCAUCCUUCAGAACAUUCUAACCAUGGCAAAUGCAAAAAGAGCAUCACCUCCUGUACCUGAGAUCAGUGCUCUUCAGUCACCUCCUGCCCAAGACCAGAAGCCGGCGAGAUCCACAAGGCCACAGAAAUCCAAGCUGUCUCGGAUUCCAAGGCCGCCCCCAGUUCAGGCAAAGGAGCCCGCCAUCUCGAUGCAGCUUCCUCCAUCACCUCCUCGACUGCCUCCCCCGGCAGACGUUGUAGACAGGCCGCCUGCUGCUUCUUCAGCAUCCUCCCAGAAAGACGAGCUGCGUGUGAGGAGCCCGGAGGGCCCACAGAUCCCACCAUUCAUCCUGCAGUUCCAGGAUCAGAGCUGGUUCUCCCUGGUUCUCCCUGAAGCCGAGGCACAAUAUUCAGAGUUUCAGCCCCGCCUCCUGCACGCAUUUCUCCAGGCUGGACAGCCAAUGAGAAGUCAGCUUCUAUGCGCGCUCCAAACUCUGUACCAACAAGGACACCUGAAAAACCUAGAACUCGUUUUCCGAACCCUCAGAGACGCCAUCAACGGAGCAGACCUGAUGGUGAUUGAGGGCCAGGAGUUUGUCUGGCACUGUCUCCGCUUCAUGAAUGAUCUGUCCCAGGCAAGAAAAGAGCUGAUUGUGGAGCUUUUGGUGAUGUGUGUGCAGCUUCAGGACCCACAUAGGGGAAGGUUCAUUGCGCUGUUCCAUGAAUUUGGUGUCUAUGACCCCCAUGGGUUUAUUGCCAAGAAGUGUCGUUCCUGGGACAAUUGGGAUGAGACAAGAAAUAGCAGAGAAGCUCUGAGGAAAAUAUGUGAGGACUGGCUGCAGCAGUGGACUGAUCGCCUGAUGGACCGCCUCCAUGCAGGGACCACGUGGAAUAAAGAGCCACGGGCAUCACAUGGAGGAAAGAGCAUCAAAUGUCAAACAGUGAGAAGCCUGGGCGGUAACAGGACAAGACAGGAAGAUCUUUCAUACGAUGUCACAGCCAUCGAUGUUCUGAAUUAUUAUUGUGAUGUCCAGAUGAAGAGAGAGCUGGACGUGUUGAGGGACUGUGAACUAAAGCAUGGAAGCACGGUGCUGGCCCUGCCACCCAUAGACAGAAGGCGAGCUUUGCUGCGGCUGGGAGAGACUGGGAUGCAUCGAAGACAAAGGGACCAAGCAGGUGGGAGAUUUCCUGCAGUUCGGCCACUUUGUCCUGAUAUGAUCCCAUUUAUUAACCUGCCUGUAAAGAAGGUGACCCUCAGCCCGUUCAUCAGCAUUGAGGAGGCCCCCACGAGGACUCGUUUCACCGGCUCCCUCAGACAAGACAUUCAGCGAUAUUUCAUGGUCCAGCAGUCAUACAUUGAACGAUAUUAGAGAUGCUGAGAACGAAGAACAGCCAUCGACCUAAGCCAUCAGUAAUGGAGGCUCCACCCUGGAAUUAGCAUUGUGACAUAUAACAUAAAAGACAGGGAUUAUACCACGAAUCUGUGCCAUAGAAGCAGUCAUUGAGGUUCAGCCAGCUCAACCAGUCCGCCAUUCCAGUCCUCUAAAUUCUCUCCUGAAGUUUCUGCUAUGAUCAGUCUUCUAUCCAGCGCGCCAUGGUGCGGCACGGAGGCUUGCUGAGCCAGAGCUUUCUUCUAAUAUCUUUACUUUUUAUUUCCUGAUUGUAUAUUUGUAUUCUAUUCUCUGUACAUGAUUAUGGGGGCGGCCAUCUUACCGGAGCCGCUGUUAACCGCAUUUAGCUUUAUGCCUUCGAGCAGCGACAUGGACUGUAGACACAGCAGACUCGAGGGGACGUCACUUACUUGCUUUAUAAACUGUGCAGAGGUCACUGUACAGGGAGGGGAAGUAGAUAAACAGACAUCACUGGUGGUGAAUGGUGGAUCCUGAGUUAGAUCCCGAUCUAAUCAUUUUUCUAGCUUGUUCAGAUUAUAUCAGAUGUUUGCCGAUUGUCCUAAAAUGGUGUUUAUAAAUGUAUG